AUGAAGUCGUUCGUCUUCGCAGCCCUCGUGGCUUUGGCUCUGGCCGCCAGCCCACGAUUUGAGCGCACCUUCCAGCCCAAGAACGAGUACCACUACCGCUUCGAGGGACUCGUCCUUGCCGGACUUCCCACCACUUCUUCUGAAAUCUCUCAAACUCGCAUCGACGCCCUCGCUCGUCUCCAGACCGUUGACGACCGCACUCUCGCUCUCCAACUGAUCAAGAUUCGUCUCAGCGCUUCGCAUGAAACCGAAGUCGAGGGAAUCCCGUCGCAGAACUCCUUGGAGAAGCGUGAAAUUGAGCCCAAGCACAAGGAUCUUCUCGAGCUCCCUGUUCGUGCUCACAUUCGCAACGGCCUCAUCUCCGACGUCCAGUUCGACCACGAAGACCAGGAAUGGUCCAAGAAUGUCAAGCGCGCCGUCCUGAACAUGCUGCAGCUGAACACUGAGCAGCACAAGGACGAGAAGUUCGAAACCGAACAGCUCGAGAGCAACGACAAGCACUUCAACAAGAUGGAGAAGACCAUCGAAGGAGAAUGCGAGGUGUCUUACACCAUCGUCGAGGAGUCACAGAAGACCAUCGUCACCAAGUCUGUCAACUUCGACAAGUGCACUACUCGCCCAGAAGCCGCCUACGGCCUCCGCUUCGGAUCCAAGUGCGAACAGUGCGAGGAGCAGAGCAAGCACAUUCAACCCAUGACCGUCUACACUUACGUCAUCGAGAAGGAGCAGAUCCAGAAGGUCGUCGUCGUCUCCGUCUACACCAUCAACAUGAACGGCCAGGAACUCAUGAAGACUGAGACGCGCUCGCGCCUUACUCUUGAGGAGGUCCACUCGAUCAAGAAGCAGAUCCAGAAGGUCGACGGCGAGAAGGAAGAAAUCAUCUACUCUGCUCAGUUCGAGAAGCAGGUUGAGGAAUUCUUCAAGAAGGGCGACAAGGCCUCCGUCAACCCCUUCGAGCAGUACCAGACCGAGAAGAAGAUCCAGCAGAUCAAGACCAUCACCGAGCAGAUCAUGGAGAACGAGGACAACAAGCAGGAGACUGCCCACCACCUCGCCCGUCUUGUCAGCCUCGUCCGCAUGUGCACCGUCGAAGAACUUGAUCAGAUUCACUCCGAAAUCUACAAGAAGGCCGACAAAAAGGUAUGGUUUUCUCUCUUUUCAUCAAAGAAAAAUUAAAUUUCUGGACUUCUAGUUUGAAGCGAACUAUAAAGCUCAGGAUAGCUCAAUGAAAACUAUAUCGUGAAUUCAUCACAUUUUUUUUCAGAUCCAGUCUUUCUUGGCUCACGUUUACGCUAUCUCCGGAACCAAAAACACCAUCAAGCACUUGCUCAAGCACAUCGAACAAGAAGGCUUCUCUCCCAUCAAGGCGGCUCAACUUCUGAAGUCCGUGCAGGAGACUCCCUAUCCUUCGGAGCACAUCGUCGAGAUUCUUCUCCAGCUGGCCAAGUCCAAGAUUUCUCGCGAAAACGAAGUUAUCCGCCAGUCUUCGUGGCUCGCCAUCGGCUCUGUCGUCCGUGGAGUCGUUUCUCAGACCCCUGAAAUCCAUCUCGUCAAGGAACACUCUCGCGAACUCAAGCAGAAGUAUGUCCGCGUCUUCAUGAGCCUCUUCAAUGACGCCGAAACCACCUACGAGAAGAUCCUUGCCUUGAAGGCCCUUGGAAACGCCGGAAUCGACGUCUCCGUCCAGGAGCUCGAGAAGAUCAUCUACGACAAGCGUCAGCCUCUCCCUGUCCGCAUGGAAGCCAUCGAUGCUCUGCGUCUCCUCAAGGACCAGAUGCCCCGCAAGAUCCAGAACAUCCUUCUGCCCAUCUACAAGAAUCGUCAGCAGACCCCCGAACUCCGCAUGGCCGCUGUCUGGCGAAUCAUGCAGACUCUCCCUGAAGAGCCUGUGCUUUCACAGAUUGUCUACCAGAUGGACCGUGAGUCCAACCAGCAGGUCGCCGCCUUCACCUACCGUCUUCUCCAGUCGCUUUCGCAGUCGACCAACCCGUGCUACAAGCGUGUUGCUUCCAACAUCCAGUCGCUCUUGAACUUCGUCCGCUACCAACCUCAAGAAGGCGUCCUCGCCUCUUUCCAUCAGCUGCCUUUCUUCUCUGAGGAAGCUCUGUCUGGUGCUCAACUCGACAUGGCUGCCAUCUUCGGCAAGAACUCCGUCCUUCCCAAGGAACUGACUGCCUCGCUCGACUCCGUCUUCGGAGGAAACUGGAACAGAUACCUUGUCCAGAUGGGCUUCUCCCAGAACAACUUGGACCAGAUCGUCAUGAAAGCCCUCAACAAGCUCCAGAAGAUGGAUUCCGACAAGACUGUCGUCCGUGGACGCCGUGUUCAGUCUGGAAUCUCUCUCCUCAAGAAACUGGCUCAGAAGAUGAACAUCCGCUCGCGAAGCUCUUCUGAAGAGACCCAGCAGCCUCACGCCGUCUUCUACUUGCGCUACAAGGAGAUGGACUUCGCCGUCCUCCCCAUUGAAGUCGAACAGAUCGAGCGUCUUGUCGAGAAGUACGUCAAGAACGGAAAGAUCGAGACUUCUUCUCUUGAGCGUCUGUUCAACCAGCUUCCGGAAUUCAACAACCACCACGCCGCCUAUUUCUUCGACAUGACCCGCAAGGUUCCUACCAGCAUGGGUCUGCCUUUGGCUAUCACUGUCAAGCUCCCUACUGUCUUCUCCGUCCAAGGAAAGCUCUCCGUCGAGCUUAUGUCUCUUGAAAGCCGUUUCACUCUUGAGGUCCAGCCUUCCAUUGCUGCCACUCAUGUCACGCAGAUGCGCUUCUGGACUCCCCUCUUCGAACAAGGAACCAAGUCGCUCAGAUCCAUCCGAGCCAAUGUCCCCGUCAAGAUGGACGCCAGAAUCAUCCUCAAGAAGGACGUCGAAGUCGAGCUUUCUUUGACCAUUCCUCAGGACUCAAAGACCACCAUCCAGGUCUCCAGCCGCCCCGUCGCUUUCUUGCGAUUCCCUACCUCUGAAGAGAUGAACUACGUCGAAGCUGAAGAGAAGACUUUGGUCGCUCCUCAGUGGCAGCGCAAGACCGUCGAGGUUGAGCGAUCCUACAAACUUUUCGGUCUUGAGAUGACUGUCCGCGGAAACAUGCUCAACCAGUGGACCUGGGAGAAUGCCGCUCUUUGCGAGCAGGACAUCGAAUACACCGUCGAAAGCCGCCGUCAAGAAGGACGCUUCACCGCUCGUUUGAACAUUGGAAAACUCCAAACUUCUCAGCUGUCUGAGGUCGAGUUCAACAACGUCUUCGAGUCUGAGUUCGAAUCUGAAGACUCUCAGUUCGAGAAGCGUGAUGAGAACAAGCGUCGUGAGCACUUCCACAAGAUGAUCCGCGACAUCCAGUCUGGCUCUGGCUACAAACAUCGCCUGACCCUCAAGUUGGAGACUCCCGAUGAGAAAUACUUCAACUCUGAGCUCACCACCGUCCUCGACAAAGAAGUUCGCGUCGUCAAGGCUACCUUGGAAGCCCACCGAUCGCCGUCCGACUCUGAACGCAAGGAGUGGAACCUCGAUUCUGAACUUCUGGUCGCGCUCCCGGAAAUGCCCAACACUCUCCGUCAGCUCAAGGAUUUGCUUCACCGUGAAAUCCAGGCCACGAUUGUUUCCCGCUGGGGAUCUGAGAAGCAGAAUGAGCUGAAAGUCAACGUCCAGCUCGAACAGAGCCCUGAGCUGAAGAAGUGGAUCCACAGCAUCGAGCGUGAAUCCCACGGAAUGCCCGAGUACGAACGCCUUGUCAAGGCCGCCCGCCUCAACCAGAUCAGCGCCGUCGCCAACUACAAACUGAACCGUGAGAGUGAAUUCGUCUUCGGCCGUCUGUUCAACCUCAUCAAGGCUUACUCUUUCUGGAGCACCCAGGAACGUCCCCAGGACAACCAGGAAAACCGUGUCGUCCUUCGUCUGACGGUUGAUCCCAUCACUCGCCAGUACUGCAACGUCUCCGUCCAGACUCCUGAGCAGCAAGUCGUCAUUUCCAACGUCGAACUGCCCACUCGUGUCUACCUGCCAUCCAUUGCUCAACGCUCCAUGCGUCAGGCUCUUUCUGAGAAGGUCAACGCCGUCUGCGAGGUCGAGCAGGACCAGGUCACCACCUUCGACAACCUCAUCUACCAAGCUCCGCUCACUACCUGCUACUCGGUCAUCGCCAAGGACUGCUCUGAGGAAUCUCAGUUCGCCAUCCUCGCCAAGAAGUCGAACAAGAAGGGAGAUCUUCUGAAGGUCAAGAUUGUCAAGGAGAACGACGAAAUCGUCUUGGAACAGCGCAACGGAGAAAUCAAGGUUGAGGUCAACGAGAAGAAGGUCAACAAGCCUUCUGAGCUUUCCCAGUACAAGUGAGCUUCGUUCAAGAGUUUAUUUCAAUGGUAAACAAUUUUAGCAUCGAACUCAUCAACGAGAAGCUUGCUGUCAUCCAGCUCGAAGACGGAGAAGUCCAGUUCGACGGCUACACCCUCAAGACCAACAUGAACCAGCUUUCUCAGGGUAGACUCUGCGGACUUUGCGGAAACAACGACGACAACGUAAGGAAUCGCUUCGAAAUUAAAUGAAAAAUCAUACUUCUAGUCUGACAACGAGUUCCGCACCGCUGAAGACAACGAAACCGAAGACAUCGAGGAGUUCCACCGUUCUUUCCUUCUCAAGGAUGACGUAAAUCAUAAUUUAUGACUGCUAUUUUUAUGAAAUAUUUCCAGGAGUGCGAAAUCGAAGAGAGCCGCCUCUCCGAGAAGAAGAACUACAAGGUCUCCAAAUACGAAAACGAGCAGGAAAACUGGCAGCAGUACGACUCUGAAGAUUACGAGACCGAGAGCCGCGGAUCGCGUCAGGAGAAAUCCGGUUGGUGAUCAGGAAAAUUUCAAGACUGAUGGGAAGUUUCAGAACUUGUCGAGAAGACCAAGGUCGUCGAGUACUCCCACCGCGUCUGCUUCUCGCUCGAGCCCGUGAAGGAGUGCCGUCGUGGCUUCGAAGCCGAGGAGUCGCAGCCGAAGAAGGUGCGAUUCACCUGCCUGCCUCGCCACAAGGCUGAAGCUCGUCGUCUCCUGAACGACGCUCGUGAGAAGACCCUCCGUCUUGAAGGAUACCCCAUGUCCUUCGUCAAGAGCGUCGAGGUUCCCACCGCCUGCCUUGCCUUCUAA
Molecule: messenger RNA, 5118 nt
Organism: Caenorhabditis auriculariae
Lineage: Eukaryota; Metazoa; Nematoda; Chromadorea; Rhabditida; Rhabditidae
Source: the annotation of a GenBank genome assembly